AUGGGCAUCCAUGCAUUUAUCGUCCCCACACGGGACCAUGAAACUCAUGCUAUUCUUCCUGGAAUCGAGAUCAAUGAUUGUGGGCACAAGAUUGGCCUUAAUGGUGUAGACAAUGGUGCACUGAGAUUCCGCUCAGUUAGGAUACCCAGAGAUAAUCUUCUGAAUCGAUUUGGUGAUGUGUCAAGCAGUCUGCCCACAAUUAACAAAAGAUUUGCAGCAACCCUUGGGGAGCUUGUCGGUGGUCGAGUUGGCAUUGCAUAUUGUUCUGUGGGUGUUCUCAAAGUCGCAGUAACAAUUGCUGUGAGGUAUGCUCUUCUGCGCCACCAAUUCGGUCCACCUAAGCAGCCUGAGAUCAGUGUGUUGGAUUAUCAGUCUCACCAGAACAAAUUAAUGCCCAUGUUAGCAUCGUCAUAUGCGUUUCACUUUGCCACGGUACAGUUAGUGGAUAAGUACUCGGAAAUGAAGAAAACCAAUGAUGAGGAUCUUAUUGCUGACGUACAUGUUCUUUCAUCAGGGUUGAAGGCCUACAUAACUUCAUAUACAGCAAAGUCUAUAAGCAUAUGCAGAGAAGCAUGUGGUGGCCAUGGCUAUGCUGCUGUAAAUCGUUUUGGAGCUCUGCGCAAUGACCAUGAUAUAUUCCAAACGUUUGAGGGGGAUAACACAGUUCUUCUGCAGCAGGUUGCUGGAGAUCUCCUGAAGCAAUACCAGGAGAAAUUUAAGGGAGGGACACUUUCAGUUACCUGGAAUUACUUGAGAGACUCCAUGGGUACUUACCUGUCCCAGCCUAAUCCUGUCACUGCCCGAUGGGAGGGCGAAGAUCAUCUGCGGAUCCUAAUUUCCAGCUGGAUGCAUUCAGAAUGCUUGAAUCACCUGCUUACACUUGCAGAAUCACACAUUGAGUCUGUCAUCCUUGCAAAGUUCAUUGAAUCAGUGAAAAGUUGCCCUGAUGAAAAAACACGGGGAGUAUUGAAGCUGGUAUGCGACCUUUAUGCGCUUGACAGGAUCUGGAAAGAUAUUGGAACAUAUCGGAAUGUAGACUAUGUUGCCCCAGACAAAGCUAAGGCUAUUCAUAAGCUGACAGACUACCUCAGUUACCAAGUGAGGCUAGUGACACGAGAACUUAUCGACGCAUUUGACCUUCCAGAUCUCAUCAUCCGUGCCCCAAUUGGCAUGCAAUCGGAGGCCUAUGCACAAUACACCCAGUAUGUGGGCUCCUAG
This is a messenger RNA of Miscanthus lutarioriparius, 1218 nucleotides long. The record is from the annotation of a GenBank genome assembly. NCBI's taxonomy places the organism in Eukaryota, Viridiplantae, Streptophyta, Magnoliopsida, Poales, Poaceae.